Molecule: messenger RNA, 1054 nt
Organism: Zingiber officinale
Lineage: Eukaryota; Viridiplantae; Streptophyta; Magnoliopsida; Zingiberales; Zingiberaceae
Product: cyclin-dependent kinase inhibitor 4-like
Exons: 3
Coding region: 189-797 (202 amino acids)
Biological process (GO): negative regulation of cyclin-dependent protein serine/threonine kinase activity
Cellular component (GO): nucleus
Molecular function (GO): cyclin-dependent protein serine/threonine kinase inhibitor activity
Source: RefSeq, a predicted model, not a curated record
UUCUUUAUCCACCUCUUUCGGGCCUCUUUUUCUUCCCUGCUCGCCCACUUGGGCUCCCUUCCGCUUCCUUUUUAUUUUACCUUCCUCGUUUCCGCACUUCGAUUCUCCCCCUCCCCCACCGCCUCGUGUGCUUCCGCCCGCAGCUUUCUCCUCCGCCUCCUCGUACGCGAUCGGAAUAGGCGGAAUCGAUGGGGAAGUAUAUGAGGAAGGCCAAGGUCUCAGGCGAGGUCGCCGUCAUGGAGGUCACGCACCAGUCCGCCCUCGGCGUCCGCACCCGCGCGAGGGCCCUCGCGGCCGCAGUGGCCAAGGACUCCUCCUGCGAUUACCUCGUGCUCCGGAGCCGCCGCCUCGAGAAACCUCUCCCGCCGCUCCCGGCCUGCAAGGACUCCGCCAAGGCCAGCGCUGGGCCCUGUCUGAGACCGAGUUCGGGUUCGGCGGGGACGGGGAGGUGCUCGGUUGCUGAGGCGCCGCCGGAUGCGGAAGCGUCGUUCGGGGAGAAUGUUCUCGAGGCUGAAGCGAGAGAUAGGCAUGACAGGGAAACUACACCGUGCAGUCUGAUUAGAAAUCCAGAAGCAAUCCAGACUCCAUGUUCCACCAAUAGACGAACCAAUUCUAGAGGAACUAACAGAAGAACUGAAACCUUUCAUCAGAACAUACCUACUACUCAAGAGAUGGAGGAGUUUUUUUCCAGGGCAGAGCAACUCCAGUGCCAAAUAUUCGUAGAAAGGUACAACUUCGAUCCUGUUGAUGAUCACCCACUUCCUGGAAGGUACAAAUGGGUGAAAGUAGACCUCUAAUUCACAGAUCUGAAGCUAGGCAACCACUUAUCCACCUGUGUUUUUGUCUUUCUAUGAUCGCUGCCCAGGGUUUUCACUGAUGGCAGCGUUGCAGUUACCAUCUGUCAUGUCGUAAAAGGUCAAAGGUCCCAGGGAUUAGUUAGUUAGUUAGUCAGUUUAAUGUUAUGUAACGUAUAGAGCAGAUGAAGCACUCCUAUAAAGUGUAGUUAGUUUCAUUGCAACUUGUUCCAACUAUAUGUGAGUUUCGCACGAAUCAA